Molecule: messenger RNA, 1191 nt
Organism: Rhodamnia argentea
Lineage: Eukaryota; Viridiplantae; Streptophyta; Magnoliopsida; Myrtales; Myrtaceae
Product: ubiquitin-conjugating enzyme E2 34-like
Exons: 10
Coding region: 231-944 (237 amino acids)
Source: RefSeq, a predicted model, not a curated record
CGGGAAGCGAGAGGCCCGUCGGAAAUAGCGACGCACGUUCUCCCCUUCGCCAAUUCAUUCACUCCCAAGGAUCGCGAUUUCCUCCUACUCGGAGAUGGCCCCUAUAAAUCUCCGCACAAAGUGAAUUUCACGCCAGAAAUUGAUUCCGGCCGCCGUUCCAGCCUGUAGUAUUGUCCCCCAUAAAGAGAGAAAGGAGUCAUCAAUUUGCUCAUCGGCCUUCAAGCUCUGAGAUGGCAGAGAAGGCAUGUAUUAAGCGUCUUCAGAAGGAAUAUAGAUCACUCUGUAAAGAACCAGUUUCCAAUGUUGUUGCACGUCCUUCCCCAAAUGAUAUUCUUGAAUGGCAUUAUGUGUUGGAAGGAAGCUCAGGAACACCCUUUGUAGGUGGAUAUUAUUAUGGCAAGAUCAAAUUCCCUCCAGAGUAUCCGUAUAAGCCUCCGGGGAUCACCAUGAUCACUCCCAAUGGGCGUUUUAUGACUCAAAAGAAAAUAUGUCUAUCAAUGAGUGAUUUUCACCCUGAAAGUUGGAACCCGAUGUGGUCUGUUUCAAGCAUACUCACUGGGCUUCUUUCAUUUAUGAUGGACAAUAGUCCGACAACUGGUAGUGUGAACACCACAGCUGAAGAGAAGCAACGUCUGGCAAAAUCAUCUCUUGCUUUCAAUUGUAAGAACCAAACCUUCAGGAAGAUUUUCCCCGAGUAUGUCGAGAAAUAUAACCAACAGCAGCUCUCUGAGCAACAUAUCUCAGAGCAGGUUGUACCUGAGCACCCGAAAGAUGGUAAUGCUGGAGCAGAUAAAGAUGGCAACACCACGGGAGGACAAGUGAAGAACUUGAAUACCCCAAAGGACAUGAGAAGAAACAGGAAGCAAUCAUUCCCCACCUGGAUGAUGUUGUUGCUGAUUUCCAUUUUUGGUCUAGUAAUGGCACUGCCCUUGCUUCAACUCUGAUGUCACUAUCGCCACCCCUGGGUAUAAUCAGACCUAGAAAGGACAGCUGCUACUUUAGUUUUGUCGAGUAGCUAAGCCUAACCUGUGUAUUGUAUAGGAUUCUCUAUUCCGAAAGGGUUUGGUUGCUUAAAUGAUGCUUUUGCCUUCUCUUGUAUCUCUCUCACAUUAGUCGACCUGGUGAGAGUACAUUUUGUGAUAUGCAAUUUCAGAUGAGUUUGUAAAUGGAGUCAUGCCGUCGGUUUUUUCA